Molecule: messenger RNA, 1000 nt
Organism: Saccostrea cuccullata (small rock oyster)
Lineage: Eukaryota; Metazoa; Mollusca; Bivalvia; Ostreida; Ostreidae
Product: interferon-induced protein 44-like
Exons: 5
Coding region: 479-1000 (173 amino acids)
Molecular function (GO): GTP binding
Source: RefSeq, a predicted model, not a curated record
UUACAUUGAUUUUAUCUACACAAAAGAAUUAUCCAUGAUUAACUUACUUAAGCACAAGGAUCGUGAUCAGCUCACAGAGUGGAUUGGUGCAGAAUGUUACUUCCAGCUUCUAUAUAAAAUAACGAGGGAUGGCGCAUCGGGACAAAAGUUCCAUAAACUGUGUGAUAAUAAGGGACCCACAGUGACCGUCUUCUACAACACAGACAACAAUGUUUACGGGGGAUAUCUGUUUGAAAGUUGGCACUAAAGUAAAACCUGGAGUAAAGACGAAAAUUCCUUUUUGUUUCAGUUAUAUCAAAGAGGCAAAUGGAAAGCUAAAAAAUUUCCCUCAAUCGUGGACCAAGGAAAUAAUUUUUGGGGGAGCAUUGACCAUGGUCCAUGGUUUUAUGAUUUGCAUUCUUUUCAUCAGAGUGUUGAAAAAACAUCGGGGUUCUACGUAUUAGAUGGUAGCGAUUUCUUUCGCGGUGAUCGUUAUGAUAUGGAAGGAAAGAAUGCGCAGACAAUCGCAAAUAAUCAUAACAAUGUCGUGGACCUUGAAGUUUAUCUUGUCAAAGGGACCCUUGAUAGACCAUGGAGGGAUCCACCACAAUGGAAUUCGCAGUUUUCCAUUGAAAUCAAGUCCCUUAUAUCUAACUAUGAACCAUUUGAAGACGCACAAACCCCGGUAUCCAAUAUACUGCUAAUUGGACAGAGUGGCUCUGGAAAAUCAAGCUUUGUCAACACUAUUAACAGUAUUUUCAAAGGGAAAAUUUCAUCCAAAGCAUGCACAGGACGUAGAGUUAAUAAUCAAAGCCUUACAAAAGAUUUUAUGAGAUACAUAAUCCGGGAUUCUGCUGAAAAGAAAAAUCUGAAGUUCAGAAUUUGUGAUACGGUGGGAAUAGAUACAAACCAAACAAGUUUGAGUAAAUGGAUGAAUGACAAAGAUUUAGGAUACAUGCUGGAUGGAAAUUUACCAAAUCAGUAUACGGUAAUUUAUGCUCUUAACAAACAAAAUUCCUAA